This is a messenger RNA of Schizophyllum commune H4-8, 1482 nucleotides long. RefSeq names its product kinase-like protein. Gene Ontology annotation, biological process: peptidyl-serine phosphorylation; intracellular signal transduction. Gene Ontology annotation, molecular function: protein serine/threonine kinase activity; ATP binding. The coding region runs from base 1 to 1482 and encodes 493 amino acids. The transcript has 6 exons. The record is from RefSeq and is a predicted model, not a curated record. Lineage: Eukaryota; Fungi; Basidiomycota; Agaricomycetes; Agaricales; Schizophyllaceae. Gene Ontology annotation, cellular component: spindle pole body.
AUGGAGACUGCGCGGGGUGCACCGACGUCGAAGGCACCUGGCUUUAAGCUAUGGGAGCGCGAGCUACUCCAAAGCCCGGAGGUCAAACGGAAGGCCACGGUCGCCCAGCUUUAUUUCUUGGACUACUACUUCCAAAACCUGGGCUACCUCGCCGCGCGCAAGGAGCGCCGCGCCAAGUUCGAUGCCGAUACCGCGGAGCGCGGCGUGAAGGGCGCCGAGUACACGAAAGAGUUCAAAUCGUAUUGCGGGAGAGAGCGCGUGCUGCUUCGCCGACGACGCACAAAACUCAAGCUCGACCAGUUCCACAUCAUUGCACAGAUCGGGCAGGGUGGGUAUGGAGAGGUGUACAUUGCCAGACGGCGAGAGACAUCCGAGGUGUGCGCGCUCAAGAAGAUGCGCAAGAGCACGCUCUUCAAGAUGGACGAGGUUCGCCACGUCCUCGUCGAACGCGAUAUCCUCACCGCCACAAAGACUCCGUGGCUAGUACGACUUCUCUACGCCUUCCAAGAUCCGCAGUUUGUUUACCUCGCCAUGGAAUACGUCCCCGGUGGUGACUUUCGCACACUCCUCAACAACUCCGGUGUACUGAAGGAGGAGCACGCCCGCUUCUACAUUAGCGAGAUGUUCAUGGGAGUGAACGAACUGCACAAGCUCGGUUACCUUCAUCGCGACUUGAAGCCAGAGAACUUCCUUGUCGACGCGACAGGCCAUGUAAAGCUCACUGACUUCGGUUUGGCGACGGGCGCGCUCAACCCGAAGCGCAUUGAGUCUAUGAAAGUCAAGCUCGAUCAAGUGAAGGACAACAAACUCGUCCAGCGCUCAACGAUGGAAAGGCGAUCUAUCUAUCGCUCCAUCCGGCAGGCUGAGCCCCGGUACGCGGACUCCAUCGUCGGCUCGCCGGACUAUAUGGCGCCCGAAGUCCUUCGGGGAAAGCCCUACUCGUAUUCCGUCGAUUACUGGUCCCUCGGCUGCAUCCUCUUCGAGUUCCUCGCGGGCUUCCCGCCCUUCAGCGGCAGCACUCCCGAAGAGACCUGGACCAACCUCAAGAACUGGACCAAGGUCCUCCGCCGCCCCGAGUACGAUAAGCCCGAGGACCUCAUCUUCAACCUCUCCGACAUCGCCUGGGACGCUGUCACGCGCCUCAUAUCGCACGCCUCCGUGCGCUACUCGCAACUCUCGCAGGUCACCGAGCAUCCCUUCUUCGCUGGCGUGUACUGGGAGGACCUGCGCGCGGUCGAGGCGCCAUUCGUGCCCGCGCUGGACUCGGAGAUCGACACGGGCUACUACGACGACUUCACGAACUUGGACGAUAUGGCGAAGUACGCGGAGGUGAAGGAGAAGCAGCGGAAUGUGGAUGCAGUAAAGGAGCGAGAAGAGUCCGCACCGCGCGGUGUCUGGGUCGGCUUCACGUUCGGGAAGAAUGGACCCGGAGCCAACUUUACUGGAGGAAGGGAGGAGGGUACGCUUUCGACGAUCUUCUAA